AUGACGGAUAAAUGCUUGCAGGUGGUGGCUCGCAUCAUCGGCCCUUUCAUCGGUCCCAUGGGCAUCCCUUUCCCCGACUCUGUUUCGGCAGGUCUGCACGCUGCCUUGUGGAUAGUGCUCAGCCUCUACGCUUUCGCAUCCGCUGGAACAUCCGUGGCGGCUAAGCGGUCCCUCCAUGUGACAGCCACGGCAUUCUUCAUCCUCCUUGGCCUCGUGCAGAUGGGAGUCUUCAUCGUUGCGUUCGGUGUGUGGAAGUAUCCGGCAUGGUGGGCCUUGACCAUGGGGCCGAGCCUGAUCCUGAUGAUAGCUCAAGCUCCACAUAACCUCAGCCGCACAUGGCCGCAUCUCCUCUUCUUCCUGGUGCCGGUCAUGAUGUUCGUUGAGAACGUGCAGCAGACGUUGGUAGCGGUCGCCAACGCUGAUGGAUCGGCUGCGAGGUGGGGCACACGCACCAGCGAAGAAGAAGAAGACUUCAAAGGCUGGCAACGAGCGAUCAGCACAGAAGCCUCGCGCCGGGAAAUGGCAAUUCAGAUUCGCAUAUGGAGCCGUCGCAGUCUUCUUGCUGUUUAUUUGGCUGCCAACUUCUCCAUUGGUCAGGUGCUGCUUCAACGAAAGCUUCAUUUCGAGGCAUCUUGGGUUCUCGCGCAUUU
Symbiodinium pilosum is the source of this 650-nucleotide messenger RNA. Lineage: Eukaryota; Dinophyceae; Suessiales; Symbiodiniaceae. The record is from the annotation of a GenBank genome assembly.